UAGAGGCAGACGGGAGCUGCCGGUGCGGUACGCGGACCAACCCAGCCCGCGGGAGUCAGACUCGGGAGCGGCUAACGCCCCUCUCCAGCCACCAGCAGCUGCUGCAGCCUCCUCCACCCCGGGCGGCGCUUGGCAAGCCUGGCCCCCUCCCCGCCGCUUGCGAGGGCAGCAGGAGCUCGGAGCUGCAAACCUUCCUCUGCCAGCCGCCGCAUCUCCAGCCGAGCUCAUCCUCUCCAUCCUCAGGAUCCUUGGGCUGCCGGUGCUGCAACGCUCACCCCAGCCGGGCUCAGCUCCUGCAGCCUCCUCCGGAGACAGCCCGGAGCUGCCAACCCUCCCCGCACCAGCUGGGCUGAGUCGAGCUCCUGCGUCCUCCUCCCGUGGACCCAAAAAGCGAACUAAAAGCUUUGAAUGCAAGAAUGUGGCUUCAAGUUGUGCUACACCUUCUCUGAAAAGGGCUGUUACUAGCUGAAGUUGCUGCUGUUGGAGUUUGUUGUUGAACCCUCGUGUCUUGUCUCAAUACUCCACCAUUACAAUGAGCUUCUUCUCCUAUUUGGACCCCAGGAGGAUCCAGUGGGGUGCCACAUGGUACGCCAUGCACUCCAGGAUCCUACGCACCAAACCUGUGGAGUCAAUGCUGGAGGGCACAGGCACCACCACCUCUCAUGGGACCAAGCUGGCCCAGGUGCUCACAACAAUGGACCUGGUUUCCCUUGGAGUUGGAAGCUGUGUUGGCACUGGAAUGUAUGUAGUGUCUGGACUGGUUGCUAAGGAGAUGGCUGGGCCUGGAGUCAUUGUUUCCUUCAUCAUUGCAGCAGUUGCCUCCAUUUUGUCAGGUGUUUGUUAUGCUGAGUUCGGAGUGCGUGUCCCAAAAACCACAGGCUCUGCCUACACCUACAGCUAUGUGACAGUUGGGGAGUUUGUGGCAUUCUUCAUUGGCUGGAACCUGAUCCUGGAGUACCUGAUUGGCACAGCAGCUGGCGCAAGUGCCCUGAGCAGCAUGUUUGACUCCCUGGCAAAUCACACCAUCAGCCGCUGGAUGGUUGAGAGUGUUGGAACAUUAAAUGGACUGGGGAAUGGAGAGGAAUCAUAUCCAGAUCUUCUUGCUCUGGUUAUUGCUGUCAUUGUAACCAUCAUUGUGGCCAUGGGGGUGAAGAACUCUGUGGGAUUUAACAACGUGCUCAAUGCAAUUAACCUGGUAGUGUGGCUCUUCAUCAUGAUCGCGGGGCUUUUCUUUGUCAAUGGCAACAACUGGUCUGAAGGGCAGUUCUUGCCAUUUGGAUGGUCUGGGGUGCUAAAAGGUGCAGCUACUUGUUUCUAUGCGUUCAUUGGCUUUGACAUAAUCGCCACCACAGGAGAAGAAGCUAAGAGUCCCAACACCUCCAUUCCCUAUGCGAUCACGGCUUCUUUGGUCACAUGCCUGACAGCGUAUGUAUCUGUGAGUGUAAUCUUAACUCUGAUGGUGCCGUACUCCGCCAUUGAUUCUGAAUCCCCUUUGAUGGAAAUGUUUGUAGCCCACGGAUUCUAUACCGCUAAAUUCAUUGUUGCCAUUGGAUCUGUAGCAGGAUUGACAGUGAGCUUGCUGGGCUCCCUUUUCCCAAUGCCAAGAGUCAUUUAUGCCAUGGCUGGUGAUGGGCUGCUCUUCAGAUUCUUGUCCCAUGUGAGUUCUUACACGGAGACUCCAGUGGUGGCUUGUAUUGUCUCAGGAUUUCUAGCAGCACUGCUCUCCUUGCUGGUCAGCCUAAGGGACCUGAUAGAAAUGAUGUCCAUCGGCACACUCCUGGCCUACACUUUGGUCUCUGUUUGUGUCUUGCUUCUCCGAUACCAGCCAGAGAGUGACAUUGAUGGUUUUGUCAAAUUCCUCUCUGAGGAACACACCAAGAAGAAGGAAGGAAUUCUAGCGGACUGUGAGAAGGAGGUUUGCUCUCCAGGGAGCGAGGGGGAGGAGUUUGCUGGCCCACUCACCAACACGUGUGGUGCAAAAAAUCUGCCGUCGUUGGGUGACAAUGAGAUGCUCAUUGGGAAAGCAGAUAAACCCACCUACAACAUCAACCACCCCAACUAUGGCACAGUCGACAUGACCUCAGGAAUCGAGGCAGAUGAGUCUGAAAACAUUUAUCUCAUCAAGCUGAAGAAGUUAAUAGGGCCACGUUAUUACACAAUGAGGAUUCACCUGGGACUGCCAGGGAAAAUGGAUCGCCCGACUGCAGCUACUGGCCGCACUGUCACCACCUGUGUACUCCUGCUUUUCGUCCUGAUGUUCAUCUUCUGCUCUUUCAUCAUUUUUGGUGCAGACUAUAUCUAUGAUGAGAGCUGGUGGGCUAUUCUCCUGGUGAUUUUGAUGGUCCUGCUCAUCAUUGCAUUGGUAUUUGUGAUCUUGCAACAGCCAGAAAACCCCAAAAAGCUGCCAUAUAUGGCACCUUGUCUCCCUUUUGUCCCUGCAUUUGCCAUGUUGGUGAAUAUUUAUCUCAUGCUGAAACUCUCCACGAUCACAUGGGUCCGAUUUGCUGUCUGGUGUUUUGUGGGCUUGCUCAUUUACUUUGGCUACGGCAUGUGGAACAGCACACUUGAGAUCAGCGCCCGGGAAGAGGUCCUUCAUCAGAGCACAUACCAGCGCUAUGAUGUGGAUGUUGACCCAUUUUCAGUCGAAGAAGGCUUUUCCUACGCUAAUGAGAGUGACAACUACCAAGACUUGGAGCCUUCAGAAGACAAAGGAUUCUCUUACCAGCAGAUGUCGGAGGCAAAGGAAAGCAGUCGGACGAGUAGCAAAUCGAAAAGCAAAGGCAAACACAAACAGAACUUCGAGGCCCUGAUUGCAAAUGAUGAGCUUGACUACUCACCAGAAUAGGCAUAACACAAACAAAACCACAAUGCUAUUUCUCACUAACCUAACCCUUGGGUUAGAAUGUGAAGGCUUCUUUGGCUCUCAUUUUAAAUUCCAUCCUUCCUAAAAUUUCAGUGCCCAGAAUCACGUCACUUACUCACUCACUUUUUUACUCUUCAGGAUAGUUCUAUAAAAAAGUUUAUCCUGAAUUCUGAGAUUGUCACAUUGAACAAAACAAGCAAGUGACCCAUUUGGAGUCCACCAGCAUGGCCUAUCUUGGUGUAUGUUACCAAGUGGGCCAGCACAUGGAUGGAUUGGGUGACUGGAAGAUUCUUUCUAUGUCUAUUAAGCAUCCUAUUGACCUCUUUUGGCAGCACUGACAAUGUGAUUUAAAUGAGACAUGUGCCAAAUAGGGUGGGUUUCAUGUGAGCAGUUACAGGACCAGCUGAAUUGGUGGGGGCAUGAGAUAUAUUCUCUGUGCUUCCAGAGAGAAUAUUUACCCCGUGACUAUACUGGUGUGAAGCAACAUAUUUGGCAUUUUCUUAGCAAGCAUAUGUUUUCGUUGAACUUAUAGAAAGAAAACCUUUGCUAGCUAGGUGUAAGCAUACUGAAGCAGUAAAAUGUUUCCCAAGGGAAUCUCAGGAGUAGAUUGAAAGGAGAUCCAGGGAUCUUGGUCUCACAGAGCAACAUUUUCAUCCUUCAUUUCAGCACCAUGGAUCUCACUGCAAACACCAUGGCUAGGAAUGAGCCUGAACCAAACUUCCUGAAUCCAAACACUCCAAGCUUUGGGAUUAAAAUGCAAUCUUCAUGGCUUGCACCAUGCUCUAGGACAGACCAGAUCAAAACUUCAGAUCCCAGCACAUCUGAAUUUCUCAGAUCUGGAUCUAAGCUUUCUGGUUUGGGCCCAUCUUUAAUCAUGAUGAGGGUCACUCCUCAUCUAGGCUUAAUUCAUUCCUCUAUAAAUACUCCUAAAUAUCAAACUCCAUUUCUCUUGGUACCAUUGGUACCAAGGCUUAGACUCCAUUUCCAUCACUGUGUGUCUUCUACUGAUUCACUGAUCCAUAAUAAUUCCCGCUGGGCACAGUCCAGAUUGUCAUUCAGAUUU
Gopherus flavomarginatus (Mexican gopher tortoise) is the source of this 3926-nucleotide messenger RNA. RefSeq names its product solute carrier family 7 member 14 (gene SLC7A14). The coding region runs from base 533 to 2845 and encodes 770 amino acids. Gene Ontology annotation, cellular component: plasma membrane. Gene Ontology annotation, molecular function: amino acid transmembrane transporter activity. The record is from RefSeq and is a predicted model, not a curated record. NCBI's taxonomy places the organism in Eukaryota, Metazoa, Chordata, Testudines, Testudinidae. Gene Ontology annotation, biological process: transmembrane transport; amino acid transport. The transcript is spliced from 8 exons.